GUAUCCUGUAACUUUGAUAAUGGAUUGUGCUUCGGAUGUAGCCAGUCGAUGGAGGAUGUAUUUGACUGGACGUUGUACUCUGGUUCGACACCUUCAUCUGGUACUGGGCCAUUCUCGGAUCAUACAAGUGGAUCAGGUUUGAUGCCUUUUGAAAUUUACCCGUUAACGGUCUCCUAAUGUGUUUAAGUACAUUUAGUAACCCCCUCAAUUCACAAAGCGAAGAAGGAGCGAAAGCAACAACGACGGCGACGUUUACGAAAACGUCACAUUGACUUAAAAAGUGAAUUUGCGCUGCCUCAAACUUUAUUAUGCUUCUUCUUCUUCUUCUUCUUCUUCUUCUUCUUCUUCUUCUCUUCAAACGUUGCCAAUUUUUUGGAGUUGAAUUCUUUAGGAAUGUAUCAAAGCCUUUGAUUCAGGAAAAAAAAAAGGAAGAAAGAUGCUGUCUUAGCUUGUCUUUCCGUUCUCAGUAAAACGUGAAGUUAGGCACUGUCACGUAGUCGUGCAUCGAUGUACAAAAAGCAUGACGCACGCGUAAAGUUCUUGUUUUCUAAGCCUAUUGCUUUUGUACCGUACUCAUUGCCGUCGUCAGUCGUCAUUGCUUAAGCUCUCUGCUAAUGACAAGAAGACUGGGAAGCCGAUGAAAUGAACACGAUAUUGUUUUGUUUUGUUUUGUUCUGUUCUGUUUUUUUUUUCAGGUUUGGCUUCUUCGUGCUCUCUUCAUUGGGCCACACUAAGAGAACAUUGAUGAGAAUAUUAUAGACGAGAUAGAAGUAGUGACCUUUUCAAUAAAUUGGCUUUAAAUACUGCUGUCGUUUUUAUAGGGCAUAGUCUUUAAACACUGCCCCUUAAGACCUCUUUCUAUUUUUGUACAAUGGAUGGAAUUGAUAGAAACCGUGUUAUUUAUUCAUCUAUUAUUAUUAUUAUUAUUAGCAUAUUAUCAUCUAUAUUUUUUCGUUACAGGAAAAUAUUUCUAUAUUGAAGCUUCAAAUCAGGCAACCGGUGAUAAUGCAAAGCUGACCUUUACGGUGCCAAGAAAUAAAUCGUCAGGUUGCUUAAAAUUCUUCUAUCACAUGUAUGGAUCAGGAAUGGGAACUCUAAAUGUUUUCAGUGGGAAUAAUAAAAUUUUCACCAAGUCAGGAAAUCAGGGGAACUACUGGAAAAAAGUCACCCGGACAGUUUACCUCAGUGACAUGGUAAAUGUGUAA
Porites evermanni is the source of this 1205-nucleotide messenger RNA. Lineage: Eukaryota; Metazoa; Cnidaria; Anthozoa; Scleractinia; Poritidae. The record is from the annotation of a GenBank genome assembly.